ACAAAACGAAAAUGGACGUUUCCUCGACCUCGCACUCGAUAUACUUCCAACCUCUUCUUCAUCUUCUUUCGAUCGUGCAAACGUCCCUUCUCUCCCAACAACCCCAGAUCUCUAUAACCUCUCUCGCUCUCCAUCUUCGAUAUCCGAGAAGGGGGAUCGACGAGGAAUGCAGAGCCGGGGAUCCAGUCAUCGCUUGCCGGGGCUUGCCCUCCGAUCACCGAUCUCCUCCUUUAUGCUCGCCAUGCUCGCCACCAUGGCCUCCGUAUAUGUUGCCGGCCGGUUGUGGCAGGAUGCGGAGAAUAGGGUUUAUCUUAUCAAAGAGCUCGAUCGGAGAACCGGGAAGAGGCAGACUGCGAUAUCAGUGGAUGAAUCGCUGAAGAUGGUUGCUUGCAGGGAUCAGCAUAAGAAAUUAGCAGCACUUGAAAUGGAGUUGGCUGCUGCCAGGCAUGAAGGUUACGUUUCGAAGUAUGGCUAUGGUUCAGAGUCUUCUGACACCAAUGGAGCUCCUUCGAAGAAGAGGUUGUUGGCAGUAAUAGGUAUCCUUACUGGUUUUGAAAGCAAGAACGGUAGAGACGCCAUUCGGAAAUCAUGGGUACCAUCUGGUGCAGAACUAAAAAAAUUGGAAGAAGACAAAGGCGUUGUAGUGCGAUUUGUGAUAGGAAGAAGUGCAAAUCGGGGAGAUAGCAUGGACAGGGCUAUUGAUGAUGAAAAUAAACACUCCAAAGACUUCAUUGUUCUUGAUAAUGUUGUUGAAGCUUCUGAAGAAGUUCCAAAGAAGACAAGGCUGUUUCUUGCUCAUGCUGUAGAUACUUGGGAUGCAGACUUCUAUGUGAAGGUCAAUGACAAUAUCUAUGUCAAUAUUGAUUCCCUUGGAGCAAUGCUUUCAGCUCAUGUGGACAAACCUCGUGUUUAUCUUGGGUGUAUGAAAUCAGGCGAAGUUUUCUCAGACUCGAAUCAUAAAUGGUUUGAACCAGAUUGGUGGAAAUUUGGCGAUGGAAAAUCGUAUUUCCGUCAUGCAUCAGGGGAAAUGUUUGUCAUAUCUAGAGCAUUGGCACAAUUCAUUUCUAUAAAUAGAGAUAUUCUACGGACAUAUGCUCAUGAUGACGUUAGUGUUGGAUCAUGGUUCAUCGGGCUUGAUGUUAAUCAUGUUGAUGAAGGGAAACUGUGUUGCUCGUCAUGGACUUCAGGGGCCAUUUGUUCAGCUGUGUGAUCAAUACAUGCUUGCCUGCCCACUUGAAAUUUAUUAUGGAAUCAUGCUCCAUUUUCUUGAAACGGAUGAUUUUGAAGACCCGAUUAUUUUGCAAUUUCAUUGGCUCCAUGCUUAGCUAAGUCCACGGAAAUCAUUAUACCUUCAACAUCACCAGCUCCUGCAAAUAUCUAGAGAAAGGCUGGUUCCAUUGGCAGUGAUCAUUAUAGAAUUUAGUUUCUUUCAUUAGGCUUUUUGAAUCUCUGUAUUCUGUGUUGCAUUGUAGCAGCUCCACUAACCAUUUUUUUUUUCUUAUGUAAGAGACCAGAUUGAAUGAAACCAGUUAACUGUUAACCAUUAAAUAAUAUCCAGGCCAAUUUUAUUUA
Molecule: messenger RNA, 1572 nt
Organism: Dioscorea cayenensis subsp. rotundata (Guinea yam)
Lineage: Eukaryota; Viridiplantae; Streptophyta; Magnoliopsida; Dioscoreales; Dioscoreaceae
Product: hydroxyproline O-galactosyltransferase HPGT1
Exons: 12
Coding region: 167-1210 (347 amino acids)
Cellular component (GO): Golgi membrane
Molecular function (GO): hexosyltransferase activity
Source: RefSeq, a predicted model, not a curated record